AUGAAGCCUGGCAGCCUGCCAAUUCGCGCUCAGUCGCAACCAAUAUGCCAAUUGUGCGACUACGUAUUGCAGCAGCCUGGAAGUCGCCGCGCAUUCCUGUCCACAUCAUCCCUCCGGCUCUCAGCGCCCUCGUUACGGCGGCAGAACGCGCCAACGCCAUAUACCAAACCCACACGAAGCAUCACGACGACAUCUCGGAAGGCAGUAGUGGCUGAUACUAGCGACGAUGGCGGCCUGCAAACCUCCGAGAGGAUCAUAGCGCUGAAGAGCAGACUCGCCCAAGUAGAGGCUCGAAUACAAGAAAUAUACAAUUCGCCCAAAGUCGAACAGGAGGAGGUCAUAUUGGAGGCAUUUAAUGGACUCGAUGUUAUUGCGCAAGAAGCGAUAGCCAUAAGGUCAAGGCAGCCUCCACCGACUAGGGCGCCACUGAGGCAAAGUAGUGCAGGUGCCAUACUCUCUGGACUGGGAGGUGGGGAGAAGGCGAAGACUGAAGUGACAAGGAGUUCGAGACUAUUAGGAGUUGAUGCGCUACCCUCCCCAUCGUAUCUUUCGAAGCUCGCUGAGGGCCUCGUCAAACACGAGAAAGUCUUCCUAUCGCCAAACGUCCUCGCGAUAUACAUCCACCUACAACGGCUACUCGCACGACCAAAAACUAUUCCAGAGGCGCUCUACCUCUACGCGAACAAGCCAGUGCCCGUGGAAGGCUCCUCGCCUCCCAAGUUCUCCCGACCGUCUCCCAAGUCGGCAAAGCAGGCCAUCCCAGCUGAUCUUGCUGACGCAGCGCUCACAGCUGCAAUCGACGCAAAAGAUCUCUCCUUGGCUCUGGAUGUUGUGGAUCAUACCUAUCGCGCUGCUGCAUGGCGGCGGCAUCGCAUAUUCACAAAGCUAGGUUUACCUGGUGUCUUGGCGGGCAUCACACCACUCGCCCUCUACAUGAUCGCCCAGGAACUAUCCGUAUACAGCGGCUUUAUCGACCCAUGGACGUUCAAGCUGUACGCUUUCAUGGGCAUGAGCACGUAUGUCAUGUGCACGGGAACGCUCGGGUUUGUCGCCCUGACAACGUACAACGACCACCACGACCGAGUGGUCUGGCGGCCUGGUGUUCCGCUACUGGAUCGAUACCUGAGAGAGGACGAGAGGGCGGCCUUGGAUCGUAUAGCUUGUGCAUGGGGUUUCAAGGAAGUGUGGAAGCGAGGUGACGAAGAAGGUGAGGAUUGGGAGGGUCUGAGGCAGUGGAUCUUGCUCCGCGGUAUGGUGCUCGACAAACCAGACCUGAUGCCUGGUAUGAAUCCUGGAAGAUAG
Messenger RNA from Alternaria atra, 1302 nucleotides. RefSeq lists its product as uncharacterized. The transcript has a single exon. The record is from RefSeq and is a predicted model, not a curated record. The coding region runs from base 1 to 1302 and encodes 433 amino acids. Lineage: Eukaryota; Fungi; Ascomycota; Dothideomycetes; Pleosporales; Pleosporaceae.